UUAAUAAAUUAAAGUAGUUAAAUUAAAGUAUAGUGAAUGCGAUAGAACAAAAUUAUUACUGUAAAUUAAAUAUAAUUCACUUCAAGAAAAUAAAUUUUUUUAAUUAAAUAAAAACAUAAAUAUAUUGUACAGUUAUAUUGUAUGUUAAAUUGUAAAUAAUAAUUUCAUUUAAUUCGUAUUCAUUUUCACAUUGGAAUUUAUAGUUAAACAAAACACUUUAAAUGUUUAAAUUUGUGAUUGCAAGACGCAUGCGCAGUUAAAAUUGGCGGAAUACUACUAAAUGUCCCAUCUGAUAAAAAGCAGUGUUGAAGUACACAGUUAUCAAAUGAAAAUUUCUAUAUAAUAAAUAUAUUAAUUUUAUAAAAAUUUGAGCGAUACUAGAAAUACAGAAAAAAGUGUAACAACCGGAAGAAAGUGCAUAGAUCGUAGAGGAUCUAUAUUCACAAAAGUGUCUUUGCAGUAAAAUUAGUGGAACAAAAAUUCUGCGUCUCAUUUUCUUCGAGCUGAAUCAGGUUAGGUAUUUAAGCACAAGUAUUGAGCAUGACCAUUGAUGAGGGGAAUGUAAGAUGGAAGAUGAACCGCAAUGUAAGAGAAGACAUACAGACGACGAUGAUAGUUACAAUACUGAUUCCGAGUUUGAUUCCGUAUCAGAAUGUGGAACAAAAAGAAGAGUUGGUUUCCCGCUGAAACGUGAAAUUUAUCAUCUAUCCUGUGAAUGGACCAGCUGUAAAUAUGAAACCAAUCACGUUGAGAGAUUCGUAAAUCACGUGGCCACACACGUGUCUGAUUUAAAUACGCGGACCAAUGAGAAAGAAAUCAGUGUUUACAUAUGCCAAUGGACUGGCUGUUUGUAUGAGAGUGAUGAUCCCGAUGAGAUCUGUAGGCAUGUUAAUUAUCAUGCCUAUCAUACUAAAUUGAAAUGUAUCGGAUCAAAUGUUCGCACCAGAAUUAAAUUACCUAAAUGUCGUAGAGAUCCCGAAUGGAAAAAUGUUGUGGAUCUUCCAGCGCCACUUCUUUGCCGUUGGGAAGAAUGUCUGAAACACUUCAGAAAUUAUCAGUUAUAUUUGUAUCAUGUGGCUGUUCACAUUGAGGAAGGUCCUAGAGGUAAUAAAAUUGAAGGAGGUGUAAAAUGUAAGUGGACAGGUUGUGGCAGCUUAUAUCCCAAUUUGUACAAAUUGAGGAAUCAUAUCAGGCAUCAUACAAAAGAAAAGAUCGUUGCUUGUCCUGAUUGUGGUGCUACUUUUGCUUCCAAUACAAAAUUCCAUAUACAUUGCAAACGGCAAAUUCCAAUUGAUGUUCAGGGAUUCCAGUGCUCCCAUUGUAAUAAGUUUUAUCCAACUGAAGGAAUUUUGAGAGAUCAUAUGCGAAUGCAUGUUUUCAAUUAUAAAUGCACUCUUUGUGACAUGAGUUGUGACUCACCAGCCAAUUUAGCCAAACAUGUUAGAUAUCGGCAUGUAUCUACUAGGAGUUUCCCUUGUCAGCUCUGCAAUCAUGCUGCCAAAUCUCAACAGGAUCUAGAUACACACAUGACAGUUCACACAAAAGGACCUAACUUUUCGUGUCAUUUUGAAGGAUGCCAAUAUAAAUGCAAGGGCGCAUAUACUCUUGAUAGGCACAUCGAACGAGUUCACACUAUGCAGGUGCGAUGGUAUUGCUGUCAUGAAUGUCCAGUAAAAUAUAGGAAAAGCUAUAGACUAACGAGACAUUUAAUUGAGACACAUCAGUUGCAAUUGCCUAGUGGUCAUACACGAUUCCAAUACAGUCACGAUGAAGAUGGAUGUUACAGAUUACAAAUGUUCAGAUAUGAAGCUGUUGAAGAAGAAACAAAUCCUUCUAUUAACCACCUAAAAUUGCAAAAUAAAAAAUUUAAAAUCAAAUUAAAUAAAGAUGCCAGUGUGCCUCAAAUUCAGGUUUUUGAAGAUUUGGAUGAAAAUGAAGAGGAAAAUGAAGAUAACGAAGUACAAGAAAUGUCAGGAGAGAAAAAUGACGAAGGAAAAUCUAUGCCGGUGAUAUCGAAUAUUCUGAUAACGAUCGAUGAAACUGAUGCCGAGGGAAAUAUAAUUAGAAGUAGAGUUGUGGAAGCGCAAGAAACUAUGGAAUUGCCACCCACCGAAGGAUCACCAUUAAUUUUAACAUAAAUUUAUUUCACAAUUGAUUCGUACAAUUUUUUAUUAAAAUUCAACAGGAACAAAAUUUUAUAUAUUAAUUAUAAAUUGCUAAUGAUUUUUAUAUUUUUUGUAUUUUAUAUUGUUUCUCUUUCAUAAUUAUUAUUAAUUAAUACUUUAUGUAUGUCCCACAAAAAGUUUAUAAACUGAUCAAUUUGGAA
Messenger RNA from Bombus pyrosoma, 2326 nucleotides. It is a transcript of the gene Hinfp, whose product is annotated as histone H4 transcription factor-like. Gene Ontology annotation, molecular function: DNA-binding transcription factor activity, RNA polymerase II-specific; RNA polymerase II cis-regulatory region sequence-specific DNA binding. Bases 567 to 2138 code for a protein of 523 amino acids. The record is from RefSeq and is a predicted model, not a curated record. Lineage: Eukaryota; Metazoa; Arthropoda; Insecta; Hymenoptera; Apidae. Gene Ontology annotation, biological process: regulation of transcription by RNA polymerase II; anatomical structure development. The transcript is spliced from 7 exons.